Messenger RNA from Centropristis striata (black sea bass), 3195 nucleotides. RefSeq names its product SH3-domain GRB2-like endophilin B2a (gene sh3glb2a). Gene Ontology annotation, biological process: membrane organization. The record is from RefSeq and is a predicted model, not a curated record. The transcript is spliced from 11 exons. The coding region runs from base 88 to 1236 and encodes 382 amino acids. NCBI's taxonomy places the organism in Eukaryota, Metazoa, Chordata, Actinopteri, Perciformes, Serranidae. Gene Ontology annotation, cellular component: membrane; cytoplasm. Gene Ontology annotation, molecular function: protein binding.
CUGUGAUGGUCACGUGACUGUAGCAGUGUGCGGUGAGUCGAGUAGUCUGCUUCAGUGUAACAUCACUAGCUAGCAGAUACAAACACGAUGGAUUUUAACGUAAAGAAAUUAGCCUCCGGUGCUGGAGUGUUUUUCACGCGAGCUGUCCAGUUCACAGAGGAGAAGUUGGGCCAGGCGGAGAAGACUGAGUUGGACGCUCACUUUGAGAACCUGAUGAGCCGCGCAGACUGCACCAAACACUGGACUGAGAAAAUAUACAGACAGACUGAGGUCCUGCUGCAGCCCAACCCAAGUGCCAGAAUUGAAGAGUUUCUCUAUGAAAAAUUGGACAGGAAGGCACCAUCAAGAAUUACCAAUGGGGAGUUGCUUGGUCAAUAUAUGCAGGAUGCAGCAAAGGAAUUUGGUCCUGGAACUCCAUAUGGGAGUACUUUGAUUGAGGUGGGGGAAUGCGAGAGAAGAUUAGGAGGAGUAGAGAGGGAGUUCCUUCAGACGUCAGCCAUCAGCUUUCUUACACCACUUAGGAACUUCCUGGAAGGAGACUGGAGGACCAUUUCUAAAGAACGGCGUCUUCUGGAAAAUCUUCGCUUGGAUCUGGAUGCUUGUAAAACACGUCUGAAGAAGGCCAAGGUUGCUGAGGCUAAGGCUGCGAUGGCUCCAGAUUUUCAGGAAACCAGACCCCGCAACUAUGUGCUCUCUGCCAGUGCCUCUGCGCUCUGGAGUGAGGAAGUGGAAAAAGCUGAACAUGAGCUCCGAGUGGCCCAAACAGAGUUUGACCGCCAAGCAGAGGUUACACGCCUGCUUUUGGAAGGCAUCAGUAGUACACAUGUGAACCACUUGCGCUGCCUGCAUGAGUUUGUGGAGGCCCAAGCAGCGUACUAUAAGCAGUGUAAUUUUCACAUGCAAGAACUACAGAAAGAGCUGGGAAGGCUUCCCAAUGCAUUUGCACUAAACUCCACUCAGUCCAUUGCUACUGCCGGCUCUGCAUCAGAAGGCAUCAGUAGCCCUGUGGAGACAGACACUCUGAAGAUUGAGGAAGUUCAGGCACCAGCUACAGGAACCCGCAAGGCCAAAGUCCUUUACGAUUAUGAUGCUGCUGACUCCAGUGAGCUCUCCCUUUUAGCCGAUGAGCUCAUCACAGUUUACACAGUUCCGGGAAUGGACUCUGAUUGGCUGAUUGGCGAGAGAGGAAACCUGAAAGGAAAAGUGCCUGUCACAUACUUGGAGCUUCUCAGCUAAAGAACACACACGUGCAUGUGCAUGUGUGAGUACUACUGAAGCCAUGAGAAUAUUUCAAUCACUUCAUUCAAUUUCACACUCCUACACUAACCCUUAACCUUUCAUAGCAGUCCACCACAGUAAGCAUUAGCAAGUGUUAAGUUAAACACACACAGUCAUCCGUGUGUUUCUCAGAACACACUGAAGUAAAUGUAAAUCACAUGACAGCGACAUAGUGAUGACGGAGACAUUGUUACAAAUAGUUCAGGAAACACCCCAUGGGGGAUGGUUGACAUUCUUUUUAGAUAGGAUUGGUGGAUCAUUAUGAUGACGUUUUCUUUUACUAUUUAUUACCAUAUUUAUUAUUGUGCAUCCCUAUGGUUCAGGUAGACCUUCCACACUGUCUUCAGAGGGAUUUCCAUCGAAAAUAUGUUUUUGAUUUGUUUUUUGUUUUUGUGUGUGUGUCUUUAUUGUCUCUUAAAGCUGUUAGAGUUUGUCUUGAGAGGGCAGCAUUAUGGAUAAAACAAGCAUGCAAUAACCACAUCUUGUUGAGUUUUGCAGUGUAAUGGAUGAUGACGACAAGACUUGUUCUUCAAUUAUGUCAGUUAAAUCAGUUUCAUACAUCUCUGUAUGAAAGACACUCCCCAUUGAAGAAGAGGAAGUGAAAACAAACCAGCGCAAACACAACAGUGUCAACUCUGACACCACAUCAGGACAGAUGCGUCAUUAUGUUGUGUUGACGCAUGACAUUUCCUCUUAUUCCCAGAUUUAUUUCAUUUCCAUAAAUAUGAAAGAUGUGCUGCUUCUUAGUUUCGUUGCAGAAAUGUGUUCUGUUCUUCCCCUUUCUUCCAGUUCGACAUGAACAGAAUUGCAUUUCUUGUAUGCUGUGUCUUGUUUUAAUCCACUUACAAUAUACAACAAUAUGACAAACAAUAGCUCAUGGACAAUGACUUUACAACGGCAAAUAAAGUUGUUUUUCAUGGGCUCACUCUUGGGAAGCAGAUUUGCCUUAACUGCUAAUUGAAAUGAAUGUAAUUUAUGUGUUAUUUAAAGCAACAAUUGCAUUUUGUGGGCAGAUAGAUGGAGCAUUGCUAGCAACAGUUUUUAUUGAUUGAGUCAUGCCAGUCACUUUUUUUGAUCAGGUUCUUUGCCUUUCACACCUUUCCACUGCACUGUCCCUCUGAACAAAAUGACCACCUGAUCAGCAAAUAAACAUGAACACUCCCAUCCUAACUGCCUUAAGAUGAUGGGAAGGAACUGCUUAGGCCAUCUGCUGCAAAACAGAGAAUGUGCUCUUCACAUUAAAAUGUCCAGAGACUUAAUGUGCACCACAUACAGCAUGCAAGACAGCAACUCCUUUUACUCCUGUGUGUGUGUUUGUGUGAUUUUGAUUCGCCCUUUUUUGAAUUUGCAAAGUUCCUGUCUGUUGCUUUUUUGUCCCUUAAUACUUCGGUCAGUGUCUUCAGUCUUAGUGCUGCAUGUGCUACAGCUAGUAGCCUGUCCUGCUGGACAUAUGCGUGUGUAUUCGAGUAUGUAGCCAAGUCUGUUUGCGUGAGAACUGGAGCACCACAGUGUUUGCACAGAAACUAAUGUGCUCUCUCACAUCCUGUAUGUGUACAUGCAUGCACUCAGUCUUUCUUUUUUUUUUUUUUACCAGCCUCAGUUUUUGUGAAAUGAGCACAAUGUUUGAAAAUGCAAAAAAACCUGACAGCAGAGAAGAAGUGAAAAAACUUGACACUUGGCAGACGAAUGUAAUCCACAUCUUGUGUCAUGCUGUCUACUCCUGCUCAUUUCACAAAUUCUGGAGGAAUUCUUGUUUUCAGAUAAUGUUUUUUACUGUUGUGAUUCUGUUUACCUCAUCUGGUAUUAUUAUUAAUAAUUAUUAUUAUAUAUUUUUGUCAAAUGUGGCAUUGCCUGUUCCUUAACCCUGCUGAACGAAUGAAAUGUAUGGGAUUUAAUAAAAAGUAAGAUUUAUUUGAA